AUGAAACUUUUGAUUCCAGUAUUUCGAUUCGUCCUCGUCGCCAGUCUUCUUGGACGUAUUUUGUGUGUUCCGUUAGCUGGAAACGAUAUUCGUCACGUUCGUACCCGCUAUCAACCUUCGCGGCUGGUGGAUAUUCCUCUCCACGUGGACGACACCGCACCAAAGGCUAUAGCAGAUUUCGAGAAUGAUGGAAGGAAAUCUACGCCAGAACUCCAAACACCAUCCACCGGUACAGGGCAGAGUAUUGAGGCUGAGGGUGUGAUAUUGGCGGCAAGAGGAGAUGCCUCCACCGACCAAGCCGACACCGCAGUGACAGGAACAGACAUCGAGGUUGAAGAGGUGGCCAUCUACACGGACGAGAACGCACAAACGGUCAGCACAGAGACCAACACCAUCCCCAUAGUCUCACCAGCAACGCCCUCUUCCUCAUCAACCUCAUCAUCGGCAUCCUCGUCUUCAUCUUCAUCCCCGGCAGUCAUCACAACCCUCAAACCAAAAACCAAACGCACCAACCGCUCCUCCUACCUUUCAUUCAACAAGGCAAACCAAAAACUCAUCAAACCCAUCAAGCACACCAAGCUCACAAACACGCCUCCAUCAACCAACGACGACACACCAACAAUCCUCCCCGACACCACCACCACCACCACCACCACCACCACCUUCACCCACCCCGGCUUCCUCCCCCAACGUCUCCCCGGCAUAACCUACGCCCCCUACGACCUAACAGGCUGCCGCUCCCCCGCCAACAUCACCUCCGACUUCGCCAUAAUCGCCCAAACGCGUCUCUACUCCUCCGUCCGCAUCUACGGCGUCGACUGCUCCCAAGUCCUGCACACCCUCCGCGCCGCCUCCUCCGUCUCCUCUCCCCCUUUAAAACUCUUCCUCGGCAUCUUUUCUCUAUCCGACCUCUCCUCGCAACUCACCACCUUGAUCAAAGACGUGCAGACCUUCGCCGUCACUGAAAAAAUAUCUGUGGACGACGUCUGGACCAACAUGAUUGACACCAUCUCCGUCGGCAACGAGCUCGUCAACAACGGCCAAGCCACCCCCGCGCAAGUGUUGGCGGCUGUGCGUACAGUAAGGAAGGUAUUGCGAAGGGAGGGAUACCGUGGUCCUGUAGUCACUGUCGAUACUUUCGUUGCUGUUUUACAACAUCCUGAACUGUGUAGUAGUUCCGAGGUGGAUUACUGCGCGGUGAAUGUCCAUCCGUUUUUUGAUGCGCAUACGGAGGCGGAGCGGGCGGGGGAGUUUGUCAGGAGGCAGGUGAUGAAUUUGAGGGAGGUUAUCAAUCCCAAGACCCAGGCCCAGGCCCAGGCCCAGGGGAAUGACCUGUCUCAGGGGACUGACCCAAAUCAAGGGAAAGGGGAUAAGGGAGGGGAACGACGGAAAAAAAGGGUGGUGGUUACCGAAACGGGAUGGCCCAAGCAGGGAAAUGCAAAUUACCGGGCGGUUCCCGGACGAUGGGAACAAAAGACGGCGGUGGAGGGCGUGAUGAAGGCUUGGAGAGAGGGAAGCCAGAGGGGGUUUGUUGGAGACGAUGGAGAUUUUGAGCUGUACUUGUUUACGGCGUUUGAUGAUGAGUGGAAGAAGGCGGAUAAGGGCACGUUUUAUGCGGAGCAGUUUUGGGGGAUACAUGAUCGUUGA
Neurospora tetrasperma FGSC 2508 is the source of this 1647-nucleotide messenger RNA. RefSeq lists its product as uncharacterized. Gene Ontology annotation, cellular component: extracellular region; cell surface; fungal-type cell wall. Gene Ontology annotation, molecular function: 1,3-beta-glucanosyltransferase activity; glucan endo-1,3-beta-D-glucosidase activity. The transcript has 2 exons. Bases 1 to 1647 code for a protein of 548 amino acids. Gene Ontology annotation, biological process: cell wall organization. The record is from RefSeq and is a predicted model, not a curated record. NCBI's taxonomy places the organism in Eukaryota, Fungi, Ascomycota, Sordariomycetes, Sordariales, Sordariaceae.